AUGGAAACAACAACAACAACAACAACAGCAGCAGCAACAAAAGGAACAAAUGAUGCAAUGGAAACUAGUUCAUCAACAACAGCAACACCAACUACUGCAACUGUAGUACCACAAGUUGUUAGAAAUGAUGAAUAUAUUAAUACAUUUUAUGAUAUUGCAAAUAAAUUGGAUACAAAUCCUUCAUUCCCAGAUGAUGAUAAAUUAUUUUCAAAAAUUAUUGAAUUAUCUUCAAAAACCAAACAAACUAAAAAAUUAUCACCACAAUUCAUAUCCAAAUAUUUUAAAAGAUUCCCAACACUUCAAGAGAAAGCAAUCGAUUGUUUAAUUGAUUUAUUUGAUUCAUCAGAUGAAGAUGUAAUUAUGAGAGUAAAUGCUCUUAAAGCAAUUCCAACAAUUUGUAGAGAUAAUCCAGAUCAUAUCGCUAAAUUAGUUGAUAUUUUAAGUCAAUUAUUAAAUACAGAUUCAAAAGUUGAAGCAGAACAUACAAAAAAUUCAUUAAUUGAAUUAUAUAAAUUGAAUUCAGUUACAACACUUAAUUCAUUUUUAACAUUUUUAGAAUCAGAAGAAAGUUCAAUGGAAGAUCAACCAGCAUCAUCAACAUUAUUAUCAUUUUUAAAGGAAAGUAUCAUUCCAUUGGUUCGUACAGAAUAUUCAAAAAGUUCAAUAGAGACUCAAACAUUCUUUAGAGUUCGUAUUUUGAAAUUAAUUGCAAAAUGUACAUCAACCACUGAAUUGGAUUUACUAUUCCAAUUAUUAGAAUGUUUCACACAAUAUAAAGUUCAAGAGACAAUCACUGAUUUAGAAACAAAUGUCCUACCAGUAAUUGAAUCUCAAUCAUUGGAUACCAUUAGAAAGAAACUUAUUAAUUUCACUAAAAUCUUACUUUUUAAAUCAAAGAAACCACAUACAGAAAUUAAUAGUAAUAAAUUAUUUGAUUUAUAUUUAAAUAAAAUUUUCCCAAAGGUUAAUGAAUUGGAUGAAACUAAUAAAACUGAACUAGUUUCAGUAUUUUCUCAAGUCACACCUCAUAUGACACAAGAAAUUUCAAUGCAAUUUUUAGAACCGGUUUAUAAUCUUUUCAAAGCAACAGUACCAUCAAAAACUACAACACCAGUUGCAGAUGUUGAUUUACAAUUUACAAUAGUUGAAGCAUUAUUAUUUGCAUUAUCAUCAAUUGGAUCAAAAUCAACAAGUUCACUUUGUAAAUUAUGUGGUUUCAAAUUGGUUACAGGUCAACCAAGUGAUAUGAAUGCUGACCCAGUUAAAUAUGAGGAUUUCUUGGGUAGACAUAGAUUUUUAGAUGAAAAAUGUAGAGAAACUUUGGGUAAAGCCAAAAAGGCAAUUCCAAAUCUUGGAAAUCCAAAAGAUAAGGCACAAUUGAAAUUGGCACAAAAAACACUCUUAUCCACUCAAAACAUUUUAACAAUUAUGCAAAAUUUAUUGAAAUCACCACCAGUUACAAACAUCAAUAAUUUAGUAAUCUCUUCAACAAUUUUUAAAGGUAAACAAAAUUUAAUUCAUAAUGUUUCACCUGUAUUUAAACCACAACAACAUCAACAUCAACAUCAACAACAACAAGUUCAACAAAAACAAUAUCAAAAAUAUCAAGCACAACAACAACAACAACAAAAUAUACCAAUUCAAAGAAAUCAACAACAACAACAACAACAAAAAUCAAAUCGUUAUCAACCAUAUGUUACACCUGGUAGAAGACAUCAAGAUUUAGAUAAACCAAAACAAGAUGGUGUUGAAGUUCAUUAUUAUUCUGAAAAACAUAAUAAACCAUCAAGUUUUAAAGGAAGGGGUCCAAAAAGUUAUUAA
Molecule: messenger RNA, 1821 nt
Organism: Dictyostelium discoideum AX4
Lineage: Eukaryota; Evosea; Eumycetozoa; Dictyosteliales; Dictyosteliaceae
Exons: 5
Coding region: 1-1821 (606 amino acids)
Source: RefSeq, a predicted model, not a curated record